This is a messenger RNA of Oncorhynchus tshawytscha (Chinook salmon), 1145 nucleotides long. RefSeq names its product negative elongation factor E-like. The annotation marks the transcript as partial. The transcript is spliced from 3 exons. The record is from RefSeq and is a predicted model, not a curated record. NCBI's taxonomy places the organism in Eukaryota, Metazoa, Chordata, Actinopteri, Salmoniformes, Salmonidae.
GAUUAGAGGACAGUAAAUGACCCAUAUCCUAAAUAGAUAGCUAAAGAGCCAUGGACAUAUUCUGGCAUAAAUGCAGGGUUAAAUGUUACUAAGGUUACAGGCUUUGUUGUUGUUAGCUAGACUGCUAAUUUAGCUAACGUCGUUAGCUAUAUAACUAGCUAUUCGGAGCUAACGAACGGUGCUAGGUUAGCAAGACAAAUAGCUAGUUAUCUAGACUAGUCAGCAAGACAAAUAGCUAGUUAUCUAGACUAGUCAGCAAGACAAAUAGCUAGUUAUCUAGACUAGUCAGCAAGACAAAUAGCUAGUUAUCUAGACUAGUCAGCAAGACAAAUAGCUAGUUAUCUAGACUAGUCAGCAAGACAAAUAGCUAGUUAUCUAGACUAGUCAGCAAGACAAAUAGCUAGUUAUCUAGACUAGUCAGCAAGACAAAUAGCUAGUUAUCUAGACUAGUCAGCAAGACAAAUAGCUAGUUAUCUAGACUAGUCAGCAAGACAAAUAGCUAGUUAUCUAGACUAGUCAGCUACCAAGUUGACCAGACAAGAGACCAUCCCGCGAAAGGAGAGAAGUCACGGAGACGUGACGCCAAGGUUCAUCUAAACGAGAAUCUCCUGUCAGAGGGACCACAUGGAUACGGAGAACAUUCCUCACCCUUACGAGGACAACCGAGAUGCAGAGCGCCAGAGUCGUCAGUCCCGCAGCAGGAGCACGGCUGGGAAAGGUUCCAAGGCGUCGGUACGAACUCUGAAACGGGACAAGAGUCGGGACGGAGAAAGAGAUGAGAGGGACAGCUGUGCUGGGGACCAGGCUAAGACACGGACACAGGAAGUGGAUCCGGACCGGGACCGCAUGUCAGACAGAGAGCAUCGGAGGAGCAGCUCUUUCUACUCUGAGGACUACGAGAACCUAACACCCUCGGAACACACGCUGUCGCCCUACUCCCGUACGCCCUCCCCAGCCCUCGCAGAAAGGGACCUCGCGCCAAGAGGGUCUCCAGCAGUCCUCUACACAAAACAGUCCUCUACACAAAACAGGUACUAUACACCCACACCCACCAACACCAAGAGGGUCUCUGUACCCGCACCAAACAGUUACUGUACACCCACACCCACCAACACCAAGAGGGUCUCUGUACCCGCACCAAACAG